Messenger RNA from Caenorhabditis briggsae, 561 nucleotides. The transcript is spliced from 3 exons. The coding region runs from base 1 to 561 and encodes 186 amino acids. Lineage: Eukaryota; Metazoa; Nematoda; Chromadorea; Rhabditida; Rhabditidae. The record is from RefSeq and is a predicted model, not a curated record.
AUGCUCGUUGAAUUGUUUUGUUUGGUUUCAAUUGUCUACAGUUUGCCAGUUGCCAAUAAAGAUUUGCAGACUGUUAAACCUGACUACAAAGUGAUCAAGUACACCUACUCACGUGACAACGACACUGAUGUUAUGGAUCAGGAACCACCAAACCUUCAAUUGAUACCCCUGGACUUUCUUUGUGAAUUCUGUCAAGUGGUAAUUCUCAAAUUGAAGGAACGGCAAGCGACAGAAGACGAUUUUGAGGAGAAAAUCCGAGCAGAGUGCCGGAACUCUACAGACGAUUCUAGUAGUUUGUGCGAUGUUAUCAAUCGAGUAAACCUAGAUCGUUUGAAGAAAGAUGAUCCAAAAGAUAUAUGUCAAAGUCAGGGAAUGUGUACUGGGGCAGUGUCUGCUUUGAGUGGAUCAGUGGUGUCUGGAAAAGAGCCAGGACCACCGGGAACGGCACCAAAUCAAAAGUUGGGAGUACCAGCAGACGAUGAAAUUGAAAAACAUUUAAGCAUCGAUGAAACCAAUGUGAAUGCUACAUUAAAUGUGGAAGAUAUUGCUCCAUAUAGUUGA